UGUUUCACUUCACUUUCAUUGCGGAACUUGCAUACAGUGAACGUGUUUGCUUUUACCGAGAUAAUUUCUGUUUGUCUCUGUCGAAUAUGAAUAAUUAUUCGUUUAAAUCUGCCGUGCAACCGAAACCUAUCCCGUGCUGUCAAGACUUUUUGCUUCAUAUAUUCUUUGGGUUUCUCCUGCUGGCUUGUCAUUCCUUUGGGUUCAGUUUAGAGACACAGCAUCCAAGAGUUUUCACUGCACCCGAAGUAGGCUCUCAUUUUGGCCAUCAGGUUUGUCAUUUUGGACCAACGCAAGGAAACAGUGUGUUAGUGACAGCCCCUAACCUUCAUAAUGGAACUGGUGGUCUUUAUAGGUGUUCUUACAGUAGUAAUCAAUGUAUGCUGCUCCCAGUGACAGUUGAUCCAGGCAUUGCAUUUGGUUUGGCUCUUGCCUGUGAUGUUGAUCAAGCUUUGGUGUGUGGCCCUCGUCUGAAGCAUAAAUGUGAGGGGUUUAACUAUCUUAAUGGUCAGUGUGUGACGAUCAGUCCACAGUUUACUGCUGCUGACACACUGAAGCCAGCUUUCCAGGAGUGUCAUGUUAUUCCCCCUCUGGAUGCAGUUAUUCUGUUUGAUGACUCUGGCAGUAUCACCUCAGAAAAUUUUGAAACAAUGAUCAGAUUUAUCAAGAACUUAACUGCAAUGUUUUUGGAUACACGAGCACAGGUGGCAGUUGCCAAAUUCUCCACAAGGGUGUCGGCUGUCUUUCACUUUGAGAACUUUGCAGUGAAUAGAGACCCCGACCAACUAAUGAAAGAUGUGACCCAGGCACAGGGACAUACAUACACACCUUCUGCAAUACGUUUUGUGCUAGAAGAGAUGUUUUCCGAGAAGGUGGGCAUGCGAAGCAACUCUCAGAAGUUAUUGCUGGUGAUCACUGAUGGAAAAUCAAAUGACCCCAAAGAAGAAUUUAAGAAUGUCAUCCCUAAAGCCAAUGAACGAGGCAUUACACGAUUUGCUAUUGGGAUUGGUAAGGAAUACUCUCAUCCUGAGCUGGAGCUGAUUGCAUCUUCCCCUCAGUUUGUGUUUGAGACAGAGAGUUUCAGUGCUCUCACCUUGAUACUAAACCAACUAAGAGAAAAAAUAUUCUCCAUUGAAGGAACUGAUACAGGGAACUUCAGCUCUCUUCAGAUGGAAUUAUCACAGGGGGGUUUUAGUGUGUCACUUUCUGAGGGUUCAAGGAUGUUUGGAGCAGUUGGGGCAUAUUCCUGGUCAGGAGGAAUAGUGCAGGAUCUCACUCACCAAAUGCUCAAUUCAUCAUUCAUUAAUGCCACAAACAUGGAGGAGGACAUUAGAGAUUCCUAUUUGGGUUACUCGGUUGCUGUGGCAUCAGUGAAUGGUCAUGUUGUGUACUUCGCGGGAGCACCAAGGCAUAGACACAUAGGGCUGGUGCUGGGGUUUACACAGAACAAUCGGAACCACAGCUGGACCAUCAGUCACAGGAUAUAUGGAUCACAGCUGGGCUCAUAUUUUGGGGCAGAAUUGUGUGUGGUUGGUGUUUCUGAGUUGUUAGCAGUCGGAGCUCCGUUAUAUCAUGCUCAUGGAGUGGGAGGAGAGGUUCGGAUAUGCCCACUGAACACUACAAUCCAAGAACUCAACUGCUCAGUGAUUCUCCGUGGGGUGGUGGGGAAUGAGUUUGGCCGGUUUGGUACUUCUCUGGCAGCUAUACAGGACCUGAAUGGAGAUGGCUUUAAGGAGUUGGCAGUGGGGGCACCUCAAGAAGAGAAAGGCAAGGGUGCCAUCUACAUAUUUUUGGGACAAUCAGGCGGUCUCAGAACAGAAUACAGUCAGAGAGUGAGUGGAGCAUCUGUGGGAGGUGGCCUGCAGUAUUUCGGAGUUGCUCUUCACUCUGCAGGAGAUCUGACCUCAGACGCUCUUACUGAUGUAGUGGUGGGCUCUAGAGGUGCAGUUACAGUACUAAGGUCUCAGCCUGUCAUGUGUUUGCCUAUAACCGUCACUGUUGAUCCACCAAUUAUCGAUCAGAAAUUCUUUCAUUGCUCUGCCCCCCUCGGUCUCAACACCCCAGUUGCCACAGUUACAAUCUGUGUCACUGUAAAAAAGAUUGUCAUGGGUGAUAUACAAGGUCAUCUUGAUUCCAUGGUGUCAGUGGCUCUGGAGCUGGAGCUGGACCCUUGGGCCAGAGCACCUCGGCUAUUAUUUGUUCCCAGAUCAGCCUCAUUUCUCUGGACCUUCACCAGCAACCUGAGCAGCAUUUCCCCUGUCUGCACUACACAAUACAUCGGCAUCCCGGAGUGUAUUUCAGAUUACCAUGAAGUUCCUCUCUCUGGGAAGAUGAAAGUAACAACAGAAGUUAUUCCAGGAACAGGAGGGCUGAGGCCAGUGCUGAGCCCCGACUGCUGGCCUGCAUUUACAAAGAUGGUGGUUCUGGAGAAAGUAUGCGGGGAAGAUCACGUGUGUAUUUCGGAUUUAAAUGUGUCUCUAUCUUUUUUGAGUGAUACUGUAGUGAGUGCAGCUGGUUACCCAGUGACUUUCUCAGUGGAGGUAUCCAAUAAUGGAGAAGAUUCCACAGAUACAGAGCUUUUCCUUCAUCAUCCGACUACCCUCUCCUUUACCAAAACGGUCAGAUGCUCUUUAAAUAAGUUUCUUAAUAAACAACUUUUUCUAUACUACAUAGGUACAGUGGCAAGACAAAGUUUUUGUAUCCUUUGUUCCAUUGUAUCCUUUUUUGUAUCAGGAUUUCUGUACUGACUCCUAAUAAAAUGUGGUUUGAUCCUAUCAGAAAUUAAAAAUUAAAGCAAAGCUUUUAAUCUGACUUAACUAAAAGCACACAACAACUGUAUUUUCAAAACUGUAUUGAAUACUUUUAGUGACCAAUGACAAGGCAGGCAGAAAAAAAAUAUGUAGGAAAUUUCACUCAAGAAUGAAAAUUCUGUCUUCAUUUACCUAACCUCAAGAUGUUCCCAUCUCCGUGAUGUAUGUGUGCUAUCAGGGAUCAGAAGCAGCAAUAAAUUCCAGUGCCCUCAUGAGCGCUGAACAGCCGUUGACAUUCUGGAGCUCACAUGUCCGAAAAUGUUGACGCAAAUGAUCAAACCGACAUUAUCUUUAUUAACAAAGUGCAUAUUUGAACUGUAAACAAGUACAUUCUCACCUGAAACCUCUUAAAAACCACUUUCCGUGACACAAAAACAGUAUUAUUUUUUAAAUUAUAGUAUACAAUUACAAAUGGUAAGUCCUGUUGGACUCUAAUAUUGCACUCUCAUUAACCAAUCAGAUUCAAGGACCAGAAAAAAAAAAAUACAUUUGGACUUUUCAGGUUAAUUUAUGUCAAUUUAUAUCCGGCCGCAUCAGUUGACCACAUGUGGGUAUCUUGGCUCAUUCCACCUCAUGUUGUGUUACGGUCAGUAUACAGUCAUGUGAGAAAGACAUUGGUUUUAAGAAGAAACAAUAUCAAAAGUGACAAAUAAAGAAAUAAACAAUUUUAACAGUAUGGGCACCAGUGUUGGGAAGGUUACUUUACAGAUCACAAGUUACCCUAUUUACACUUAAAAAACAUUUAAAGCAGUGACAUGACGAGUCGAGACAGUGAAGUGAUGAUCCAUCUGCAGGCUUUAUUACAGUAGUCAAAUACAGGCAUCAGUCGAUACCGGCAAACAGUGGUAAACGAGGCAAGACAAAAGAGUAAUCCAGGAAACAGGUGAGGGUCAAUCUACGGGAAACAAUAUCUAACAGUGCUAAACAAAGGGUUAAUCCAGUAUUCAGGGAAGGGGUCAGGGCAGGCAGUGAAUAAGCAAGACAAGAUAAACAGGCAAGGACCAAGGGCAUGGGCAAUCAGGCGAAAACAAGACAAAACUAGACUAUCAACUCAGAUGUAGCUAUAAAUGGCUCUGUAAUGCUGCUAAUGGCUAAAUAGUAUUCGGAACUGAAUGAGGGUGAACGUGUGUGUUAAAUAGUCCAUCGGAUAGGGCACUUGCUAAUCAACAUUGUGAGAAAUGGAUUGUGGGAAAUGUAGUCCAGAGUGAAAUGCAACAGUGUGUGUGUGGUGUGAGAGUCUUUGUGGUGCAAAAAAGACCUCUGGUGGAGAACUGGAGGAAGAACAAGGACUUUGUGACAGAAUCCCCCAACAGGACAGUCAGAGAGUUCACAGACGAUCUCCUUGGCCAUAUCAGGACAGGCUGAGAGUUCAUGGGUCACCUCUGUGGUCACUGAGAAACAGGCACCAACACCCUUAGAGGCGCUGAAGAGCACCAGGGCAGAGUAGAUGAUUUCCAUGCAGAUCCAACAGAACCGAAGAUCCUCACAGUGGAGCAGACGAGCACCAGGGUAGAGCCGAUGGAGCUGAGGACUUCAGCAGAGCUGACAGUACAGGAGACCACCAAAAUAGUCCAGGCUGGACAGACGCCUACCAAUAUGGAGCCGUUGAGACAGGAAACCACCAAGGUGGAUCAGGACUGAAACACGGAACAUAGAGAGGUUAACAAAGGCCUGACAGGCAGACAGUUCAGAAACGGCAUCUUUGAUCGUAACAGAAGUAGUAGAGAAUUCAGGGGCAGCCCUUUUGACCGUGACAGGACAGACAGAGAGUUCACAGACAACCUCCUUUGUUGUGGACAGUCACAGAGUUCAGGAUCAGCCUUCUUGGCCAUGGCAGGACAAACAGAGAGCUCAGGAACGGCCUCCUUGGCCAGGACAGAGCAAACAGAGUUCAGCAAUGGCCUCCUUGGCUGUGACAAGGCAAACAGAGAGCUCAGGAAAGGCCUCUUUGGCCAGGACAGUGCAAACAGAGAGUUCAGAAAUGGCCUCUUUGGCUGGGACAGGGCAAACAGAAAGUUCACAAGUGGGUACCCACAUGUUGAGGAAAGGUGAGGCAGAUAGCGCCAAGUGGGCUCUGGAGCGAACUUAGGGACAGAAGUAGACUCUGGAGCAGAUUUAGGCACCACCUUCUCAGGGGGUUCUGCAGCAGAUGCUGCCACUUUGAGAGGUUCUGCAGCGUGACGGGGCGAGACUCUGGAACGGCGGCCAUUUUGGGGAAAGUAUCUAGGUUGGUAGUCACUUUACAGGCAAAGGGUAAUAAUAAUAAUAACCUUUAUUUAACCAGGUAAGUCAGCUGAGAACCAGUUCUCAUUUACAAUGACGACCUGGCCAAGAGGCAGCAUAAGUAUAACAGGUACAAAACAAUACAACACAUAACACAAUUAUAAACAAAAACAAACAAACAAAAAAAUAAUAAUAAUAAUAAUAAUAAAAAAAAAAACUAAAAACAAGUACAAUAAUCCUGUACUAUAGACUGAAUUAAUUUUUUAAAAGUAGUAAGUGAAACAAAUGACCUAAGCUUUAAAGUCUGCUGCAAAUUAUUCCAGUCACUGGCAGCAGAAAACUGAAAAGAAUAACGACCAAAAGAAGUACGAACUUUAGGUAUACAAAAAUUAAUAAAACUAUUAGAACGCAGAUUAUGACUUGUAUGACUAUGAAUAUUAAAAAGUGACUGCAAAUAUAAUGGUGUUUUCCCAAUAAAGGUUUUUAUAAAUAAACAAAAAACAAUGAAUUUGUCUACGAGAAUGAAGAGAAUGAAGCCAGUUCAAUAGAGAAUACAGGUGACAAUGAUGAGUGUUAAAUGCAGCUCCAGUCACAAAGCGGAUUGCAGCAUGGUAAAUAACUAUGGGAUGAUAUUAGACUCAAAACGAUUAAUGGAUG
This is a messenger RNA of Labeo rohita (rohu), 5687 nucleotides long. Its product is annotated as integrin alpha-M. The record is from RefSeq and is a predicted model, not a curated record. NCBI's taxonomy places the organism in Eukaryota, Metazoa, Chordata, Actinopteri, Cypriniformes, Cyprinidae. Gene Ontology annotation, biological process: cell-cell adhesion; cell-matrix adhesion; cell adhesion mediated by integrin. Gene Ontology annotation, molecular function: integrin binding. The transcript has 20 exons. Gene Ontology annotation, cellular component: integrin complex; external side of plasma membrane. Bases 87 to 2744 code for a protein of 885 amino acids.